This is a messenger RNA of Yamadazyma jaroonii, 408 nucleotides long. NCBI's taxonomy places the organism in Eukaryota, Fungi, Ascomycota, Pichiomycetes, Serinales, Debaryomycetaceae. The record is from the annotation of a GenBank genome assembly.
AUGUUAAUCUACAAAGAUGUUAUUACAGGUGAUAAUUUGUUCUCCGAUCAGUAUCCAUUCAAAGAAGUGGGAGAUGCUGUCUAUGAAGUGAGCUUUACUUCGGUGGAUGGCAAAAACCUAGUGGAGGAAUUCAACCUCCAACCUACUUUUUUUGAUAAGAAAAGUUUUCUCGAAAAUUUUCGUAGCUAUGGUCUAGUUGUUAGCAAAUAUUUAGAGGAAAGUAACCCAGACUCAGUUCGUCCCUUUCAAGCAAAUUCAAUGGCGUACGUCAAAGAACAUUUACAAAAUAUAAAAGAUUUCGAAUUCUACACCGGUCCUUCGGGAAUCUUAGAAGGAAUGGUAGUUAUGGUUCCUGACGAAGAAGUCGCUCUUUUCUGGAAAUAUGGUGUUCAACCUUCAGAAUCUUAA